CCGGCAAAACCGGCUCCACUCACUCUCUCCUUCCGGGACCCGUCCAGGCCCUUUGGUCAGUCUCUGACUCUGAACAUUCUCCAUUAACAGAUCUCUAUCUCCCUCUCUCUCCCCCGUCGGUGGAUCGGAGCUUGCCCGCAAUGUCGACGCCACCGGAUGAACCCGAAUUGCAGAACGGAGUCGAGCACGAACCCGAGACGGAACCGAAACCGGAGCCAGUACCUGAGCAUGAACGCCAACCAGAACCGACGCCGGCGCCUGAGGAGGAACCAGCCGCGACGGCCGAUGCAGAUCCCGCGCCGGGAGAAGUAGAAUCGAAUCUUCCACCUGAGAUCCAAUCCGGUGAACCAGAGAACCCUCCCCCGGCUGAAGAACCUGCGCGUCCUCAGCUUAAGAAGGACGAGGGCAGCCGAACGUUCACGAUGAGAGAAUUGCUGAACGGGUUGAAGACUGACGAGAACGAAGCGAGUUCUCCCUACAGUCAAGAGAGCACACCACAGCACACAGCAGAGCAGGACAUUGCUGCUAUGGAAUUGAUUGAUAGUGUGACUGGUGUUGAUGAGGAGGGUAGAUCCCGGCAACGAAUUCUUACGUAUGCUGCUAGGAGGUAUGCUAGUGCGAUUGCAAGAAAUCCUGGGGAUUAUGAUGCUCUAUAUAAUUGGGCAUUGGUUCUUCAGGAAAGUGCAGAUAAUGUUAAUCCAGAUUCUACGUCACCUUCUAAAGAUGCUUUGCUUGAGGAGGCCUGUAAAAAAUAUGAUGAGGCUACUCAUCUCUGCCCAACGCUUCAUGAUGCUUUCUACAAUUGGGCAAUAGCUAUUUCUGAUAGGGCGAAAAUGCGUGGCCGAACAAAGGAGGCUGAAGAGUUCUGGAAACAGGCAACGAAGAACUAUGAAAAAGCUGUGCGACUUAACUGGAACAGUCCUCAGGCACUGAACAACUGGGGACUUGCGCUACAGGAACUUAGUGCUAUUGUUCCGGCACGAGAGAAACAAACAAUUGUAAAAACUGCAAUUAGUAAGUUCCGUGCAGCUAUACAGUUGCAAUUUGAUUUCCACAGGGCCAUCUACAACCUUGGGACUGUCCUGUAUGGCUUAGCAGAGGAUACGCUAAGAACUGGGGGAUCAACUGGCGCAAAAGAGGUCUCUCCGAAUGAGCUGUACAGCCAAUCUGCUAUCUACAUUGCAGCUGCUCAUGCUCUGAAGCCAAGUUACUCGGUUUACAGCAGUGCCCUGAGACUCGUAAGAUCCAUGCUGCCACUACCCUAUCUCAAGGUUGGAUAUCUAACUGCACCUCCAGUGGGAACUCCAGUUGCCCCGCAUAAUGAUUGGAAAAGGUCGCAGUUCAUCUUAAAUCAUGAAGGUCUACAGCAGCUCAGCACAGGUGACGAAAGGCAGAUUCCGCUGAGCCUUUCUAGCAGAUCAGGAGAUAUGGUCAACUCUGAUGGAAGAAUUGUUAAAGUCAACAUUCCUGAUAUUGUGUCAGUAUCAAUAAGCGCUGAUCUGACUUUACCACCCGGCCCUGCCCUCUGCAUUGACACAAUUUACGGGCCAGUAUUCUUGAUUGCUGACUCCUGGGAGUCGUUAGACGGGUGGCUGGAUGCAAUUCGUCUGGUUUAUACUAUCUACGCACGAGGGAAGAGCGACGUACUGGCAGGCAUCAUAACAGGGUGAUUCUUUUUUCUUUUUUUUUGUUCUUUUUUCUUUUUCUGUUUGUUCCCGGCUAUUGUUGGCCGGUGUAUCACAGUUGAUGUCUGUAUUAAGGAGUUGGACAGUUUUAUAAGCAUUUUGGUAUCUUGAGUUAAUUCAAAUUUUGAUCUCGCACAACA
Messenger RNA from Punica granatum (pomegranate), 1825 nucleotides. The record is from RefSeq and is a predicted model, not a curated record. NCBI's taxonomy places the organism in Eukaryota, Viridiplantae, Streptophyta, Magnoliopsida, Myrtales, Lythraceae.